Molecule: messenger RNA, 343 nt
Organism: Astrephomene gubernaculifera
Lineage: Eukaryota; Viridiplantae; Chlorophyta; Chlorophyceae; Chlamydomonadales; Astrephomenaceae
Source: the annotation of a GenBank genome assembly
GUGUUGCGCUGCUGCCCGAGCUGGCGCUCACCGACAGCAGCGAGGCGCUGCUGACGGGGCGCAAGCCGCCCUUCAGACUGCUGGUGUCACCGCUGCCGGCGGACGUGGGGGCGGAGGACGUGGGAGCGAUGGAGGCGGACAUGGGGGCGGCGCUCCAGCAGCAUCAACAGCAGCAGCAGCGGGUGCUUGCUGGCGCCUGCAGCUACGCGGUGUCGGAGGAGUUCGUGGUAGCCACCCGGCGUGUGAAGCACGCCAACAAAGCCGCCACGCCGCUGCUGGAGGAGCCGGUGGGGCGGCUGGAGCACAUCGGGCGGGAGACGGUGCGCAAGCUGGCGGACCUGGG